Ctenocephalides felis (cat flea) is the source of this 888-nucleotide messenger RNA. Its product is annotated as jerky protein homolog-like. The transcript is spliced from 2 exons. Lineage: Eukaryota; Metazoa; Arthropoda; Insecta; Siphonaptera; Pulicidae. Bases 181 to 888 code for a protein of 235 amino acids. Gene Ontology annotation, molecular function: DNA binding. Gene Ontology annotation, cellular component: nucleus. The record is from RefSeq and is a predicted model, not a curated record.
CCUUGCAACUUCACGGUCCCCAAAGAUGUCGCGCCUCACAGGUUGGAAACUACGAAAAAAAUGGAUGAAAUUAACCUUGAAAAGACUUUUGAUAAGAGAUGCUCAAGAUAAUCUUCAAUAAUUUUCUCAAUCAAUGUCAAGUCUUUAUAAAACAAUUUUUUGUUUAUGAAGUAAUCAAAAAUGAUUAAACGCAAAAGAGUAGUUCUGUCUAUGAAAGACAAAUACGAUAUCAUUAGGCGUUUAGAUGAAGGAGAACUUCCAACCAAACUAGCUCUCGAAUACGGAGUGGGAAAAUCGACCGUAAGUGAUAUACGAAAACAAAAAUUCGAUAUUAUUGAAUUUAUAUCCAAAAUAGACUCUGUCGAUAGAGUUAAUGAACGCAAAACCAUGAGACUGGCAGAAAAUAAGGUUGCAGAUGAAGCCGUUUAUAGAUGGUUAAUAGAAAAAAGAUCCCAAGGUGAACAGAUCAAUGGACCAAUUCUAUGCGAAAAGGCUAUGGAGCUCUACCAACAGUAUGGAGGACCACCUAAUUUUCAGGCCACUACAGGAUGGCUAAAAAGAUUUAAAUCCAGACAUGGUAUUCGUGAUCUGCAAAUCGAAGGAGAAAAGUUCUUAACUGAUCUUAAGCCAGAUGAUGGUGACUCAACAUGUCUUAUCACAGAAGAUAAAGUUAUUGUAGAAUUGGUAACUGAUAAAGAAGAAAACGAAAAUAUAGAAGUUAAAAAAGAAAUUGUUCCUUCGGCUGAGCAAGCAUAUGAAAGUUUGGAUAUUGCAUUACGCUGGUUUGAAGAUCAAGCAGAGAGUGAUCAGUUUCAAAUUUCUGUUCUUAAAAAUAUUCUCGAUCUUGCUGCUAGCAAGAGAAAAAUGAAAGUUGAAACAUUUUUUUAA